Hymenoscyphus albidus is the source of this 1404-nucleotide messenger RNA. The record is from the annotation of a GenBank genome assembly. Lineage: Eukaryota; Fungi; Ascomycota; Leotiomycetes; Helotiales; Helotiaceae.
AUGGCUCCACCAGAAGUGCAUCAGCUCUUUCACCGGCCGAUUGCUGACCAUUCCUUCUCCGCUGACAAGCAAACGCUGGCUGUUGCGAGAGAUACCAGCGUCGAGCUCUAUGGACGAACUGGCAGCGGGUUCGCCUUGAAGGAUGAGUUAAAGGGACAUGACAAGACUGUCACCAGUGUAGAUAUUGCGCUGGAAAGUGGCCGAAUCGUGACCUGCUCGCAAGGUAUUUCUUUCCUCGCCAAUUCCACCCCUUUUCUCUAUUUGAGCUCUACUAACACGAACCUUCUACAGACAGAAAUGCCUUAGUAUGGGAACCCUCUCCAACUGGUUACAAGCCAACUCUCGUUCUCCUCCGAAUCAAUCGUGCAGCAACCUUCGUACGCUGGUCGCCCUCCGAGACCAAGUUUGCUGUAGGAUCCGGCGCUAGAGUCAUCGCCAUCUGUUACUUCGAGGAGGAGAACGACUGGUGGGUAUCCAAGCAUCUCAAAAAGCCCAUCCGAAGCACCAUAACUACCGUCGCAUGGCAUCCAAACUCCGUUCUUUUGGCAGCAGGAUCAACAGAUGCGCACGCCAGAGUCUUCUCAAGUUUUAUCAAGGGUGUAGACGCUAGACCAGACCCUGGAGUUUGGGGAGAGCGGCUACCAUUCAACACUGUUUGCGGAGAGUAUCUCAAUAACUCAGCGGGUUGGGUCCAUGCUGUUUCUUUCUCCCCAAGUGGAGACGCCCUUGCUUUUGCGGCUCAUGACAGCAGCAUCACAGUUGUUUAUCCAAAUGGUGCUGAUCAGCCUCCUAAGGCUGUCAUCAGUGUCAGUACUCAACUACUACCAUUUAUGAGUCUCAUCUGGAACGGUGAGGCGGAGAUUAUUGCGGCUGGUUAUGACUGCGAGGCGUACCGAUUCAAGGGUAACGAGGGGGGUUGGCAGCUUACUGGUUCUCUUGAAUCCAAAGGCGGACCAGCCGAGGAGCGAGAAGAAUCUGCAUUCAAUAUGUUCAAGCAGAUGGACUUGAAGGGUAAGACGAAGGAUGAUACCCAGUUGAAAACUGUCCACCAGAACACUAUUAGUACUAUUCGUAUCUAUGAGGGUUCCAAUGGUGCAGUUCAGAAGUUCAGCAGUAAGUUUUGCCUACCUAGUAUUCAACCUCGCAAUCAGAGAAUGCUAACAUUGUUCAGCGAGUGGUGUGGAUGGCAGGAUUGUCAUUUGGAAUUCAUAGGUUGGUUAGAUAUUGCCUAUGCUGGUAUUUGCUCUAGAACAACAAAUCCAUGAUACCACUGGAGACGAAAUCUCUAUCCCUCCUGACUCGUGAAGCGUGCCUGCGAUAAUGUAAUCAAGCACAUGAGAUAUAAUAAUUGACAAAGUGUUUAGAUUGUCAAGUGUGACAAUCCUCUUUCUUUCAUGAUUGUUA